Penicillium verhagenii is the source of this 1653-nucleotide messenger RNA. RefSeq names its product cytochrome P450. The transcript is spliced from 8 exons. Gene Ontology annotation, molecular function: oxidoreductase activity, acting on paired donors, with incorporation or reduction of molecular oxygen; monooxygenase activity; heme binding. The record is from RefSeq and is a predicted model, not a curated record. Lineage: Eukaryota; Fungi; Ascomycota; Eurotiomycetes; Eurotiales; Aspergillaceae. Bases 1 to 1653 code for a protein of 550 amino acids.
AUGUCUGGCUUGGUAUCUGGUCUCAUGUCCGACUCGACCCCUCCUCUGCGACCCGGGGGAUCUGAAGCCCUCAAUAUUGGGAAUAUUGGGAAUUCAACUCAGUUAAUCUCCAUUCUUUUAGUCAUAUUGAUGGCCUAUCAGGUGGUAUGGGCAAUCUACUCACUAUAUUGGUCACCCCUCGCAAAUAUUCCUGGACCAAAGCUAGCUGCCUUGACAUAUCUGUACGAGUCGUACUACGAGAUCGUUCAGGGUGGGCAGUACUUCAAGCGUGUGGCGCAACUCCAUAAAAUAUACGGCCCUAUUGUCCGAGUAACUCCAAAUGAGGUUCAUUUCAAUGACCCCGAAUUUAUCGAUAUGGUCUACCCCAAUCCGGCGCGCAAGACCAACAAGCCGACCUGGUUUGCCCAGCGGACGGGCACCCCGUAUUCCAUCGUGUCGACACCCGACCAUUCGCUGCAUCGUCAACGACGGAACGCCCUCAAUGCCUUUUUUUCUGUGGCCAGCAUCCGUCGCCUGGAGCCCAUCAUGAAGAGAUAUAUGGGCAAGAUGGUCACGAUAAUGGAAAAUGCUGGCAGGACAGGCCAGACUUUGCACAUGCACCAUCUGUUUAAGGCCUGUGCGAGCGAUGUCAUCACUGUAUAUGCCUUCGGCGAGUGCUUUGAUUUUCUAGAUCGACCCGAUUGCGGCCGCAGUUUUUUUCAAUCGACUGACGUCUUUUUCUAUCUCACUCACAUCUUCGGGUUAGUACCCUCGCUGGUGCACUAUGUGCAGAACAUGCCGUCCUGGCUUGUCAAAUUGCUACUACCUUCCCUCGGUGAGCUACGCGACCGACAAGAUUGGUGGCUUACCAAGGUCCGUGAAAUUCGAAAAUCUCCGAAUCCGGAGCGCAUUAAGAGUACCAUUUUUGAGGGUAUCUUGAACAGCUCGCUGCCUGACGAGGAGAAAGAAGAUGAGCGGCUUGCGAGUGAGGCACAAUUGGUGGUCUUCGCCGGUGAAGGCACCACCGCGUACACCUUAACCUGCUGCCUCUAUCAGCUUCUCGCCCACCCGCAAGAGGUGGACAAGCUCAAAAAAGAACUCCUCCAGGCCGAAAUCGACCCUAAGCAUGUUCUCCUCUCUCAGGUUGACGGUCUAUCCUAUCUUAACGCCAUAAUCCAAGAAGCGGUUCGUUUACACCCCGGAGUCAUGGCCCGACAGGUGCGGAUCUCGCCCGAGAUCCCAAUCGUCUACCAAGACAAGCAACAGGGCAAGACCUAUAUCGUCCCGCCAAACACCGUAACCAGCAUGUCUCCGCUCGAUAUCCACAUGCACCCGGCGGCCUUCGGUAGUGACGCAUAUGCCUUCCGACCCCAGCGUUUCAUCGACGACCCGAAGCUGGCACGUUAUUUUAUUGGGUUUUCUCGUGGUGCUAGAAAUUGUGUUGGUAUGACCCUGGCACGACGAGAGAUGGCUAUCAUAUUGGCGACGUUGUUUCUUAAAUACGAUGUUUAUGAUGGCAGCCCAGGCCAAGGUCCCACGCUGGAGCUCUAUGAUACGCAGCGCGCUAGGGAUAUUGACGCCAACAUGGACUAUAUUAUUCCAGUGCCGGCGAAGGGGAGUGAAGGGCUUCGGGUCAGGGUCCGAAAUCAUAGUUCGGGUUGCCAUUUCCCAUAA